AUGAGUGCAAUUAGCACGUUGGAGAAUCGUUGUCGAAUUUGUGCUUUACUAUUUAGCGACUUAACAUGUGCAAUACCAAUUUUUGGACAAACUUCAGCAAACUUUUUUCUUCAAAGAAAAAUAGAAAAAUAUCUUUACAUUACGGUGCUCGAAGAGGAUUUGUUGCCGAAAACAAUAUGUGCAACCUGUUUUCUUAAAAUUGAAAGCAUUGAUAAAUUUGCAUUUUCUGCGGCUAAGAAUCAGGAAUGCUUUUUGCAAUGGCUUAAAACUAAUCAGCAAGCGAAACUAGAUGAGAAUAAUAUAACACAAACAACAAUUGAAACGUCAACAAAUUCAGAUUUUAGUUUUAGUAAUAUAACGAUUAAGAAGGAGUUUAAUCAUCGACAACAAAUUGUUAUUCAGCCUCAAAAGUCUAGAAAUGCACGUCAUGUUGAUCACAUUACAUUAGAGCAGAUUAUUAAUGAUCAAAUCAUUAAGAAUCCUAAACUGCCGGCAAGUACAACGAUAACGAAAAUUGACGAGUCUACUAAAAGGCAACGUGUACAAAGUCAACAGCAGCAAAAAAGCGAAGCAACAAACAUUUCAAUUGUUUCAUACAAUAACUUACAAAUUGGUCAAGUUAUAAAAGAUUAUGAGUUGUUAAAGUUAAUACUGAGAGCUUUAAAAUGGGAAGAAUUCGAUCGCAAGGCGAGUUACAAUGAGCUUAUAGAGCGCUUAAAGCGGUCGCAUUGUCGUGACAUAUUAACAAAUAAAAACUUACUAUCCGACAAUGAUGUUGUUCAGUUAUUACGGUCAUACGUAAAUGAUUCUAUGCUUUCGAGCUUUAAAGCGCAACAAGUGACACCGCAUCAAAAUAUAUCGAAAAUUUUUGUCACCCAACCUGUUAAUCAACCGCUUGUUAUUUCAUCACCACAACAACAAUCUUCACCAUCACAGCUUCGAGUGCCAUCCACACAAAUUCCAGCAACGAAUGUGCCAACUAAAAGUUCACCUCAAAAGAGUCAGUUACAAACACAAGAAAAACCUCAAAUACAACAGCAUGAAAUGUCUACAGCUAGUAGUGAAGAAGCAAUGGAAGUUUCAAUCGAUCCUGAAAUGUUCUUAGCUAUAAACGAGGAAACAGUAACUAUAGAUGAUGAUGAGGAGGAUGAAGAAGAUGAAAAUACUACAUCUGCUGUUGAAACAAAAAUAGAAACUGCAAAGUUGGUCGAAAAAGAAGACACAACCACAACGAGCGAAGAAAAUGUCGGUAACAAUGGAAAUUAUAUAUGUUCGUCAUGUCCGAAAGAGUUUACAUCCAGUACGGACUUACAGAACCAUGUUACUGACCAUUUAAUUACAACGGCUGCAAUUAAGAAUAAUGCAGAGCAGUCAAAUAGCACAGAGAAAACGACAGUAGUACAACAGAAGGUAACAAGAAGCAGCGUAGCUGAAAGAUUGUUAAAAAAGAGGAAGGAAAAUGAUCGAUUAAAAUCGAGAAGGAAGAAAAUUGUUAUAAGAAUUAAUCCGAGCCCCAAACGAAAUAUCAGAGAAAGAGCCAAGUCAACACCAUUCGUUUGUCUAAUCUGCAAGAGGAACUUAUCGUCAAAACGAAAUCUUACAUUACAUAUUGAUACCCACAAGAAUAAGAAUGGAAAAUUUCCAUGUGAUGGAGACGAUUGUAGAAAGAUCUUCGCCAAGAUUGAGAAUCUAGUGAAGCAUAAGCUGGAAGCCCACGAGAAAGCUUCAAAGCGCAAAAAAAAUCAAAACGAGAAAUAA
Chironomus riparius is the source of this 1758-nucleotide messenger RNA. NCBI's taxonomy places the organism in Eukaryota, Metazoa, Arthropoda, Insecta, Diptera, Chironomidae. The record is from the annotation of a GenBank genome assembly.